Messenger RNA from Grosmannia clavigera kw1407, 933 nucleotides. RefSeq lists its product as uncharacterized. Lineage: Eukaryota; Fungi; Ascomycota; Sordariomycetes; Ophiostomatales; Ophiostomataceae. Bases 1 to 933 code for a protein of 310 amino acids. The transcript has a single exon. The record is from RefSeq and is a predicted model, not a curated record.
AUGGAAGAGGCACUACGCCGUACAGUCGAAGCAGACCGGAGGUUUCUGGAAGAAGACCUGAUGCACGGAAGCCGGUCCGCGGCAGUGUUUCAAGAGCUGAACAGGCCGCUGGCCCCUUGUGUCGCCCAGUCGACGCUGAUCUGGGCCGGGCUCGAGCUGCUGCCGCCGGAGCUGUUUCUUGGCCUGUGCCGGCUGCUGGACGUGCAGUCAGCCAUAGCGGUCAGCCAGGUCAGCCGCCGCACGCGUCAGCUGCUAGCAGCCAUUCCCGAGUUCCAGCUGGUUGGUCAGCACGCGUCGGAGACCCUGUCGCUGGUCCUGCGCGUCGGACUCAGAGGACGCAUCCGGCCGAUAGACAUGUGGUCAGCGAUGCGGACGCGCGACUGCGUCUUUUGCGGCCAGUUCGGCGGCUUUCUGCUCGUGCUGACGGUCCAGCGCUGCUGCUACGGCUGCAUCCGCCACCGGGGCGGAUACAGGCUGAUGUGCGAGAUUCUGUUCGCGCCCGAGACCGGCGCCUGUCUCGGCCGCUGCAUGCCACCGCCGCACGAAGACAGCGAGAUGCGCAUCGGCUGGUCGCAUGCCAUCAAGGGCUUUGGCUGCCAGAUCUACGCGACCAGUCCGCAGACCAUUGCCGACAUCGCCGAGACGCCGGCCAUGUCGCCUUUUGACUUUCGCGAAUACCCCUCAGCCUACCUCUGCCAGCCUGACACGUCGACGGCCCUGCCGUUCUACGAUCCGGUCGCGAAGACGCUCGAGCGUGGUGCUGCCUGUCCGGGCUGCAGCUACGACCUGGUCGCGUUGGCGCACGAUUCCUUUAUGCUCCAAGAUCUGAUAGAUCCAGACGAUUCCUACCAAUUGUAUAUCUGGAACGAUCUGCAGCAGCACGUCAGUAGCUGCGCGGCCGCGCUCUCGAGACUGCGCAGGCUUCUGGAUUGA